Messenger RNA from Manis pentadactyla (Chinese pangolin), 475 nucleotides. Its product is annotated as beta-defensin 133-like. The coding region runs from base 1 to 309 and encodes 102 amino acids. The transcript is spliced from 4 exons. Gene Ontology annotation, cellular component: extracellular region. Gene Ontology annotation, biological process: innate immune response. The record is from RefSeq and is a predicted model, not a curated record. NCBI's taxonomy places the organism in Eukaryota, Metazoa, Chordata, Mammalia, Pholidota, Manidae.
AUGAAGAUUCCUGUCCUUCUCUUUGUUUUAUUUUUCUUUCUGGCCCCAUUGCCACCAAGUAAAAGAGAAGUCUCAGCUGAGUCAGCUGGAGAAAAAGAGACUGAAUUGCCAAGAGUGGUUUAUGUUGGUCCCAGGAGGGAAUCUCAAAAAGGACUUGUAACCUUAAUAAAAGGUAAAGCUCCUGUAAAAUGUGCCAUGAAAGACGCCUAUGGUUGCUUCAUCCAAAGAGGCAAAUGUAGACGCGAGUGCCAUGAUUCUGAAAAACGAGUUGAUUUCUGCACACGGCUAAAUGCCAACUGUUGUAUGUAGGAGUCUGAAAUAAAAAUCAACAUCCCUGACAAAUAGAGCACACAUUUGAGAACACCGGAGUGUGCAAAAAUUUUCUGCCCUAUUUAGAGGAGAAGCCAAAAGUGAUCUGAUGGUCUUUGACAGGAAUACCGAUUCAAUAAUCACUUAGUUUUAAUGACCUCUGGAG